CCCACUUGGUCCCCAUCCCCUGUCUGAGUCGAGCAUUAGCACACUUCACAUCGAACUUAACCACCAUGAACACAAACCUUUUGAACGAAAACGCCCUUGGCGCGUUGAAGCGCGCUGAAAUACAACAACUGGCGAAGCGCGAGGGUCUUCGCGCGAACGGAAAGACAUUAGACAUCAUCGACGCGUUGGUGUCUAGGCAUCCCGAUGGCGUUGAGCCGUGAGUUGUUCUUCUCGGUGUUGUCCGACAGAGGAACCAACGCCACAUUAGAUUGAAAAGAGAACAAGGGCCCGUUAGGAGGUCGAGACGUCUCGACGCCACGGAGCCCAAGGAAGAGGAGGUGGAAGAGGAGGUGGAGAUCCAACCCGCAAUAUACGGCGAAAGUAUAUCGCAAUAUAGACCGCCACGGCUGAGAAAGAAGCCGAAGGUGGUCGUC
Molecule: messenger RNA, 434 nt
Organism: Fomitopsis serialis
Lineage: Eukaryota; Fungi; Basidiomycota; Agaricomycetes; Polyporales; Fomitopsidaceae
Exons: 3
Coding region: 66-221 (51 amino acids)
Source: RefSeq, a predicted model, not a curated record